AUGUCAGACUUCUUUACAGUUCUCUCAGGUGUUCUUUCAGCAGAUAAAGACACCAGAACCCAAUCUGAAGCAGCCUUCACCACCUUAAUGACUUCCUCCCCAACCGAAACAGCCCUACAACUCGUUAAUGCUAUGGGUGCUGAAGAAACAAUUGCUUCUCUCUCAAUAGUCCUUUUCAGAAAGAAAGUUAUUGACACUGGCGUGUAUACAACAUUUACCGAUGCCAUCAAAGCUCAAAUCAGAACCUCUAUGAUAGCCCUUGUAACUCCAACCCACACCACAACCUAUCUUAAAAAGUUAGGCGACGUGCUAACCAAUUUGGCUAACACCGAUGGCUGGGUAAACGAAUUCUUCGGGUAUAUUGCAGCCUGGGAAAAAGUCGAAGAAUUAAAAGAGUUUUCUCUUUACCUUCUAGAACUAGCUGUCGAAUUCCCUAAACUUAUGGACACUCUUCAACAAAACGCUGCCUCUGUCAUUGAACUUUUAGGAUCAUCGCUCCAGCACUCAAACCCAACAGUAGUCCUCAGUGGCCUAAAUUCUUUAGCAUCCUUUUUAUCAGGACUUACCGACGAAACCCAGGUCUUAAAAUUCGCUUAUACAGCUAGUCCAAUGCUUACUGUGUUCACCACAGUUUUAUCCCAACCAGAGCUAAACGUUGACAAAGUCAAGAACACCUUGACUUGCCUUGCAGAACUUACAGAGACCUUUCCAAGGUUUUGGAAAGAAACUUUAACCCAAUUGACUACUGUGAUGACCACUAUUUCAAACAGCACUCAGCUGGAUAAUGAAAUCAGAAGCGGAAGUGUAGAAGUCUUAGUCACUUUGACACAAAAAGCUCCAGGGAUGAUAAAGAAAACAGCUGGAGUUAUAGAAGAAAUAAUGAAGACUGCACUGCAGCUGACUUAUGAAGUGGACAAUGUCAAUGAUAUUGAAGCUUGGACUACUGAUGACACUGAUGAAAAUGUGACUACAAAUGAACCUUUCAGCCUUGGAAAAGAUUUAUUGAAUAAAGCUUCGUACUCGCUUGGAGCUGAAACUGUGCUGCCUUACUUUAUGACUACCAUUCCAACACUUAUUAAUAGCGCUGAAUGGACUCAUCAACAUACAGGACUUUUAGCUUUAGGAUUGAUUGCAAAUGGAUGCCAUGAACAGUUCGAAAAGAACUUAAAUGAAAUCCUCACAAUGAUUUUGCCUUUUGUAAGCUCACUCCUCCCUCAGUGAGUGAACAAAACAAUUGUAAAAAUCCCUAUUUUUUGGGUAAAAACACACCUCUGUGAGCGAACAAAAAUUUUAUGAAAAAAAUGUUUCGAUGUAUAAGUGAUAAUUAUAAUGAAAUCUCUAGCUAAUUGAUUGAAUUUUAAGCAGCUUGCAUUUAAAACAUAAAUUUUACAAAUUAAAUUAAUUUUUUUAAUUUUCGAUUUUUACGAAAAUGGAUUGUUUUAAAUUUUUGAAAAAAUAUUACAUCUGUGAGUGAAAAAUUUUUUGUGCACGCUCAUGGAGAGAGUCAGCAAACCCAAGACUCCAAUGGGCUACUGCCACUACAUUAGGACUGUUGUGCACUGAAUUUGAGCCGACAAUUGAGACUGCUCAUCACGCCAGAUUAAGAUUUAAGAUUAAUUUCGGAUGUGGCAGAGUGCUACCAUCUUGCAGCCUGGGUUGAAACCACCUAUUUCUCUGUAGUUACAUCAUCAAGGGCCAAAGAACAUUGCUGGUCAUCACCUUCUCCAACCACAAAACGUGACCUUUUUUGACUCCAACUCUAGAAUGUUCGCUGAUCAGAACACUCUCUCAUCUCAAGAGUCACUUUCGACUGGAGAUACUCCUUUGCUGGGAGCGCGCCAGCUGUCUAAUUUGCUUCCUUUUUCCCUGGUUAUCCAAAGAAAAAAAUUAACAGCUUUCACCAUUCAGGGCAAAUAACCCAAGCAGCUUGAGUGAUAGGCCAACCUACUCCAUUACGGGCCCCACUGGGCUGGGGUGCUUCUCGAAAAAAGAGAUGCAAUUAACUGCUUAAAUUCCAGGACACAAUUCAGCGGAAAAAAAGUCUCACUUCUCUCGCUUCGAGGCUACUGAGCAUCGCUGGACUAUAAAUGGAUCUCAAAAAACCACUCCCAGAUACUUAAGGGCUUCCUUCUCUCCGUGGCGAGUUGCUCACCUCCGUCAUUUUAUGUAUCAUCAUGCCAGAUUAAUCCCAGCUAUGCUUACUCUUAUGACUUCCUCUACUAAUGUGAAGGUCCAAACCAGAGGAACUUCAGCAUUAGUUAACUACACCCGUGGCCUUUUAGCAGAAGAUGAUGUUGACCCAGCUGAAUCCCUUACUCAGUAUGCCAGUACAGUCUUACAAACCCUCGCCACUCUCCUUCAACAAGCUGUUACUACUAACAACUACACCUUAAUGCUCGAAGUCUUAAACGCCAUCUCUACCACUGCUUCAGCCCUCCAAAGUGCAUUUGCUCCAUACUACAACCAAUUUAUGCCAGCCCUCAAAACCUUGGUCACAAUCCCAACAACUACAACCCAGCAGCAAGAAAUAAGAGCUACCUGCAUCAGAUGUAUCGGAUACAUGAUUGAAUCAAUCAGUGAAGUCCCAGAAAACUACACUGAAGAUGCCAAAUCAAUCAUGAAUGGCCUUGUUCAGCUGAAAUCGUCCUUAGAUAGUGAAGAUCCAGCUACAUUGGCCAUCAAUGAAGUUAUUUCAAACUUUGCUGACUGUCUCAAAGAACAAUUUGAGCCAUACAUGCAUGUCUUUAUGCCAGAACUUCUGACAAGAGCUCAAGCUAAUGUAGAUAUUACCUUUACUGAUGCUGAUGAAGGACAAGACUUAGCACCUGGAAUGAAUGCAGUUACCUUUGAUAUGAAAGGAGAAGGCAAAAAACAGCUUGCCAUUAACACUACAGCUCUUCAGCAUAAAAUUAAAGCUUGCAGGAUUCUUUAUGACUUGGUUUCAAGCAUGGGGAAGGCUUUUGCUCCUUAUAUAGAGCAGACAAUAAGCACUUUGACUCCAUUAUUUGCAUAUGCUUAUAACGCAGAUAUCAGAAAAUAUAGCAUUAGGACUGUUGCUUGCACUGUAGGAGCUACCAAAGAUACUUUCCAAGCUGAAGCUUUAUUAAGAGUUUUAUUCCCUCUAUUCACUACCACUCUUCAAGGCACUCAUUUGUCACCUGAAGACAUCAAAAGGAUUCUCAAAGCUCUCUUAUUUGUACUAGAAAGUGUUGAAAAUGUUGCAGUUGUGGGUCUCGGCUAUGCAAAUGAGUUAGCCCAAACCCUCUCAAACCAAACCAAAGCAGUUUUUACUAGAAAAGUUGAAAGAUCAACUGAAAUACAAAAAUACACAGAUCCUGAACUGUACUCAGAAGAGCUUGAAGUUUUGAAUGAAGAAGAAACGACUGAUAACAAAAUCUUAAGAACAACCAUGGAAGUUGUAGGAAAACUCUUAAAGAACUUCAGAAAAGAGUUCCAAGCCACAUUUUUGACCUGCUUCAAAGACAUGUAUGCCCAGCUUUUCUUUAAAGAAAAGGCUACAGACGAAGAACUUCUAUCAGCAAUUUGCAUUUUUGACGACUAUGUUGAGUUUACUCAAGACCUCAUGUGGGAUUCUGGCAGAAGCAGACUGACUGAACAGAUGCUGAAGUUUGCCAACCAUAAAAACGCUGAUAUUAGACAGUCAGCAGUAUAUGGAGUUGGAGUUUGUGCACAAACAGUAGACCAAGCUACCUUUGCACCUUAUGUGAACUCUGCCGUAGAAGCAGUCAGAACUAUAAUUAAUGAUGGCAAAGCUAGAAGUGACGAGUAUAACGUAGCAACUGAUUGCGCUGUAGGAGCACUCGGAAAACUAGCUAUUUUCCAAAGAAAUGAUUUAAUUGAAGAGUGGCUUAAUAAUUUACCAAUUAAAGCUGAGCCUGAAGAAGCCCAAAACGUACACAGGCUGUUCUUAAACAACUUUGCAAACCUCAAGAACUACCCACGAAGCAUGACUGUAGUCCAAGAAUUAUCAAGACUUGUAAGAGAAGAGCCAACCUCUGAAGUUCUAGACAAAACAGAAAUUGAAGUCCUUUCCCAGAUUAUUGCAACUAACUAA
Blepharisma stoltei is the source of this 4075-nucleotide messenger RNA. The record is from the annotation of a GenBank genome assembly. Lineage: Eukaryota; Ciliophora; Heterotrichea; Heterotrichida; Blepharismidae.